Cylicostephanus goldi is the source of this 741-nucleotide messenger RNA. The record is from the annotation of a GenBank genome assembly. Lineage: Eukaryota; Metazoa; Nematoda; Chromadorea; Rhabditida; Strongylidae.
AUGACUCUGUUAAUUCUAAAAGUUCUUUUCGAUCAUAUCACUGGAAUCCCUUUUUGGUACCGCAAAGACGUCUAUGCUCUGCAGCAGUCUCUCGAAAGUCUAGGUCGCCACGGUUACAAUACUUCUCCUUCAGUGGUGGAACAAGCAUAUGAAACGCUCAAGAAAUAUGAGGAUCUCAAAAGUGCCGAAGUACAAUGGCGAUUGGCUCGAGCACUUGUUGAGAAAGCUUUCUGGAUGAAGGAGACUAAGGACAAAAUGCCUCUUCUGCAUGAGGCAAAGGAGCUAGCAAAACAGGCCAUCAGUCUCGGAGGAGAUAAUUGUGCUGGAGCACACAAAUGGUACGCCAUCAUACUGCACAGACUGGGAGAGCUUGAUAAGAAAGCGAACUACUACGACGAAAUAGUGGACCAUUUGGAGAAGGCUGUGAAACUCGACCAAGAUGACGUUUACUCUGUGCACCUUCUAGGCGUCGUUCAUUACAAACAUAAAAAAUACGAAGAGGCACUGAGAGAGUUCGAAAAAGCGGAGCAUGUCAGGGAGAAAUUCUCUCCAUGUAAUCUGUACUACUAUGGGGCUGCUUUGUUAGCUCUUGGAAGAAAAGAUGAAGCGAUCAAGCACUUCAUUCAAGCAUACAAGGCGCAUGCUCAUAACGAGCACGAAGUGAAGGCACGAGCAGAUGCAAGGACAAAGCUUUUGCACUUGAAGGUUGAUCAAGCUCUAUACGAGAUCCAUCCAUAUUGA